AUGACUAACUGUGUAGAAAUGUCUAGCUCUUCUUCUGGUCUGGAGAGCGUUCUAAAGACGCUGAGUAAAACAUUUCGGGGCACCGGUGGAUCUUCUCCAGCAGCGAUCAAAGCUCGUAUACAGCCCGCGGUGGUAGAAGGUGCCGCUGAUCUUGAUCAAUUGUUGGAUAAAUUGAAUGCUCCAGCAAACGUCGUUAGCAUUAGUGAUAAGAUCAAGGCAGCAGAACUUAUUCGAGCGUCUAUUGAAGAGAAUGCAGUCUCAAGCAUACCCGAAAUUUGGUAUAAUGCGCGCUACCUCAUUUCCAGUAACCACCAGACCGAAGCUCGCAGAGCAGGUUUGCGAUUAAUGCACUCGUGUAUUGCCCAUGAUGAAAGAAGUAUUGGCGUGAGGAUUUCCUACUAUAAGGCUAUUAUUAAGCAUAGUAAUUUGGAAGAUUUCGAUUUGCAACUCGAUUGUUUGCAAACUUUGACAAACAAUGGUAGAGAUUUGCUUGAUUUAAAUCAAUCUGGCUAUACAUUACCUAGGGUGUUGUGGAGCUGGUUGAAACGGCUUGCCAGCGAAGCACAGGAAAUUCGUAUAGGGCGAAAAAAGGACAUCACUUUGCCAUGGGGAACGUCAAUGGAGCAAAAUUUUCAUGACAUGAUGAAAUACAUUAUUAACACCUUGAGGUUUAGCAUUGCUGCAUAUGACGAAGGUGAUUUGGAAAUUAUAUUGAAGGAAGCUACAUUGAUUGCGCGGAAGACUUCUGAUGUUGAUGAUAUCAGCCUCAUCUGUGAACUUAUUAAUACUGUGAUGGUGUAUGGCCUCAUACCUAUGAAUAGCUUGAGAAAUAUUCUUGAGAUUCUUUGUGGUAUUAGCAUUACGGUUGAAUCGCUGACAGACAAGGUAUGGGAGUGCGUUUUGAAUUUAGCCCAUAGCCAUCUUGGAAAUAGUACAAUAUCGCAUCUCUGUCAGAUCCUUGAAAAUACGCAUCGAAAAGAAGUUAAUUCGAACACUAUGCGGGGAGCAGCUAGAUUUCUUCAAAAACUACUCAGUAAGCAAGAAAAUUCCACUGAGGAUGACAGUGGCAGUGUGACAAAGCUAAAACAGCCCAGUCUAAUUCCUCAUAUCGGACCACAUAUUAUCCCAAUGACUAAAGUUUUGCAUGCCUAUCGGAAGUCAUUGGACGUCGAAAGUCUCCGCCAUAGUCUUGAAAUUUGUCGAUGUAUUUACGAUUUGCUGAAGGAUGAACACACUGCUGACUGCAUCGGGUAUGAACUAUGGGAGUCUAAGUCCCAUUCGCCCCUGGAGAUUAUUUACCAGAUAAGCAGGACGACAUCUGUAGAGCAGAAAUCUAGAAGAAGCUCUGCUGUCAGCGCAGGAGGUGGUUCGAUGAACAAUAAUACGGAUACAGUGUCCCAAAUUCUUGAUUCCUUUGUGUCUGUAUUUCACCUUCUGUCAGAUUUACUCAAGUCAAAGAGAUUGAAGGGUCCGUACGAAGUCGUUAUCGACUUUUUCAUAGAUAUGUGCCCCUAUUUGGACCAAGACACUGCACUAGUGGUCAUAGAUCACUUUGCUAGUAUGCAUUAUUGUAAUCCAAUGUCGACAUCAUGGGUGGAAAAUACCGAAACUCUACUCAUUAACUUCUUCUUUGAUCCACACUGGUCUUCGGUUAUUAGAGUAAGGAUUCUCGAUAUCAUCAAAAUGAUUUACAUCUUAGGCAAUAUAGAUGAUCGAAGGUCACUGGUUAACGAUGUCAUAGAAAGGGUAUUUUCAAUAAUGGACGAAGAGUACGUUGACAACGACACUAUAAAGGCUCUUAUUGAACUUUAUCUUUACAUCUGCCAAGAUUGUAACUAUUCAAUGUUUGUGCAAAUAUCAGAAAUAUUGAUGCGACAGUUCAACGCUACUAAACACAUGCCAAAGAUGGCUAUAAACGUGCACCACAGGACAGCUACCCAUCAUCACCAUCAAUGGCCAAAUGCUACAGCAAGAUCUUCCAAGCGGCAGAUUAUUGCAAGGGCCAUUGCGCAGCUGUUUGUUCAAGUUUUCCGAACUCUCCCACGACGAUCACGGUAUCUAUAUUUUAAUUUGGUUGCCAUUUGUCAGAAGUCUAUCACUGAACCACUUGCAUUUAUAGAGGCAGCUAGGGUUCUGAUUCGAAUUCGAAGUACAGGGUCAAAUCAUAUCUAUCUUACAGACCCAGCUAAUAGCCAGAUAGCAGCUGGCCGGGUAGCGAAAGCACGCUCAAAGUCAGGUUCCCUUAGUGGUCCCAGUUUGAAUAAUGAUGAUGUUUCUUCAAUUUCCUCGAGCACUACAGCUGCUGCAAUUGCUACUCCCUCGGACAGCUCAGUUAAUUCCUCCAUGGUUUCCUCACAAGAACCUGUCUGGUUAUAUCCUGACCACGUAGAGUAUCUCGAUGGGAAGCUCAAUAGUCCUUCACCGAUUCUAAAGAGAUUGUUACCGGGCCAGGAGAUUGAUUUUCAAAGUAGUGGUAAGCUCACUAGCAGAGAGUACGAGAUUGACACCACUGUGCUCCUGGACCUUGUUGCAAAUGUUUUGGAGUUUGGUGCUCACUGGGAAAUCUACUCCUUUAUUUGGACUCAUUUCCCCCCUCAGCUUGCGAACACACAACUGUUCAGUGGCUGCAAUGGUGAAGUAUUGCGUUUGAGAAAAUUUCUUUGUGACCAAAUCUCUAACUCAAAGCUUCCUCCAAGUGUGAUACUGCCUUCAGAUGUUACUAAGCACGAUAUUAUGGUUUUGCAAAUCUUGACUUUAUCCCUGUUGCUUCCAUUUAAUGAUGUGUUUGGUAAGACUGACUAUGAUUAUAUAGUCCAGGCUCUUGUUCUUGGUCUGUCCUCAUGGGAACGGACAGCAGUGCCUUGUAUUCAUGUUCUGGUGGUCUGCUGUUAUGAAUGUCCUCUAUCCGUAAAGAAAUUUCUGGGUCAGAUUUUUGCGAAGUUUCAAACCAAAAUUACAACUACGUUAUCUAGUCCUCAUAUAUUGGAGUUUUUGAUUUCUCUAUCUCGACUACCUUGGAUUACAGAUAAUUUCACACAGGAUGAAUACAAGAGAGUAUUUGCCAUGGCUUUUACUUAUAUCAAGCAUGCCAAUGAUUUGACGCAAAAGAGCCAGGCCGAGGAGUCCGAUCGAAUCAUGUCUCAGUACCUGUUGGCCCUUGCUUAUAGUGCUAUCUCGAGUUGGUUUUUAACCAUUAAACUAGCUAAUCGUAGACAUAUGGCCACGUUCAUUACAAGAAAUUUAAUUUUGGCGGACGGUCGUACAGAUGACAUUGAUGAACAGAGCCUCGCUACUCUAGAUCUGAUAUCUCGUUUUUCUUACUCUGAUAUUGAUCUCAUUUUACAAUCUUCAUUCACUAGUAAUGCAAGUGACCAAGAAACAACAACGAAGAGCUGGAUAUACGGAAAAAGCAUUAUAUCUAUCGAGACAAAUAUAUAUACGGGAGCUAGUAAGGCUAUUGUUCGUCGGCCAACUGGAACAUCGCUGUUGAAUAUGAGACCAGAUGACAAAAUGGUGCCGAAAUGGGUUAGAGAUAGUAUAACUUUGAAAGAGGCAUCAUCGUCGAGCGAGCAGAACUUAUCUGUAAUGUACUCACCCAGCUAUUAUCUUCUUCAGUUAUUGGUUCCGAAUGACAUACAUACCGAUCACAAUCCAAUACCUUUAAACGAUGAUGCUCAGAUAAUCCGUGCAAUUGGUGCUAUAGACAGAGCCCCAGUAGUUGACUUUCAUAAAGUGGGUAUUCUAUAUAUUGCACCCGAUCAGAGAACUGAGCAAGAAAUCCUUGCUAACUCUACCGGAUCGAAAAGCUACAGAUUGUUUCUCAGUAAGAUGGGCAAACUAGUCAGACUGAAAGGUAAUCGUAGUAUUUAUACCGGUGGACUGGAUACAGAGAUGGAUAUUGAUGGUGAAUAUGCCUAUUCUUGGAGUGAUAAAAUAACACAGAUGAUAUUCCAUACGACAACGAUGAUGCCCUCACCAGCAAACCCUCAAGAUACCAGCAUCUCAAGUAAAAAGAGGCAUAUUGGCAACAACUAUAUUUCUAUCUUUUAUGACGAAUCAGGACUACCAUUUCGAUUUGAUACCAUCAAGAGCCAGUUUAAUUUCAUCAAUAUAGUAGUGACUCCGCAGUCCAAUGGCCUUGAUUCGAUUCUUAACUCUUCAGAAAAAAGGCCAGAUUUUGCAGCUAAAAACUUUUACCAAGUGAGAGUUUACAAAAGAGAUGGACUGCCUGAUCUGUUUGCUGCCUGUAAUAUUAAAGUCGUGUCGGAACCAUGCCUGGCAGUUUUUGUCCGUAAUCUCGCGAUUGUAGCCUCCAAAUUCGCCACAGUCUAUCAUUCUGGCGGACAGUAUGUCUCAAAUUGGCGCUAUAGACUUCAACAGAUCAACCAGUUACGUGAAAGAGUUGCUACUCAACAACGUGAGGAGUUUGAACAGAAGCAGAAGCAACAGCCUCAACAAAAUGAUGAUCUAGCUACUGAUAGCAGGGACACGGGUCAUACCACUGGCAGUGUGUCAACCGCAGGUGAUGUAGCUCUGUCAUUCCUUGAUCAACUCCAACUGGGGUCUGGAACUCCUGCGCUCGAGGCUGUCUCGGAUACCAACUCAUCGACCCCGGCAACUUCAUUUGUACCGGAUAAUGAUAGAGGCACUGAUCUGCCAUUGCUCAGAUCUCUAGACUUCUCUGGUUAUACAUAG
Messenger RNA from Sugiyamaella lignohabitans, 4695 nucleotides. RefSeq lists its product as uncharacterized. Gene Ontology annotation, cellular component: nucleus; cytoplasm; TSC1-TSC2 complex. NCBI's taxonomy places the organism in Eukaryota, Fungi, Ascomycota, Dipodascomycetes, Dipodascales, Trichomonascaceae. Gene Ontology annotation, molecular function: GTPase activator activity. The transcript has a single exon. The record is from RefSeq and is a predicted model, not a curated record. The coding region runs from base 1 to 4695 and encodes 1564 amino acids. Gene Ontology annotation, biological process: positive regulation of GTPase activity; negative regulation of TOR signaling; regulation of small GTPase mediated signal transduction.